Molecule: messenger RNA, 2071 nt
Organism: Aspergillus aculeatinus CBS 121060
Lineage: Eukaryota; Fungi; Ascomycota; Eurotiomycetes; Eurotiales; Aspergillaceae
Product: Zn(II)2Cys6 transcription factor
Exons: 1
Coding region: 221-1981 (586 amino acids)
Biological process (GO): DNA-templated transcription; regulation of DNA-templated transcription
Molecular function (GO): zinc ion binding; DNA-binding transcription factor activity, RNA polymerase II-specific; DNA binding
Source: RefSeq, a predicted model, not a curated record
CCCCCCCCCCCCCCCCCAGAAUUCCAGACAGCGGCUCUCCCCGCUCCAUCCAGAUCUCGGCUUUGCCUCAACGCUCUGGCUUUGCGCUUCUCAAGACAGCUCCUACCCAUUAUUCAUGCACUCUGAUGUGUUUGUUGAUUGUUGGGUAGCUUAGAGGGGGCAGCUGGAUCGCAAAAUAUUGAUGUCCCCCGUGUUAAUCGAUCUAUGACAGUCUGCCACCAUGGACCAGGGAAUCAACCCAUUUGUGACGGCCAAACCUCCCAACCCACCCAAGAACGCCGGGCCUUCACUCCUCGCCUGCCUGCUGUGCCGACACAAGCAUCUCAAAUGUGAUGGCAACACACCCGUCUGUGGCCGCUGUGCAGCCACGGGCGCCGAGUGCCAAUACACCCCGUCGCGUCGCGGCUACAAAGGCCCGUCAAAGAAACGCCGAGCCAACCCGUCCUCCCCCGAUCAACUCCCUACCGACCUAUCGGCUUCGUUUGAGGCCCAGCCAUUCUACAAUGUCCCCUCCGAAUGGGUUCUUCCCGGGAACAUGCCGCUCAUGCCAGUGACGACGCCGCUCCCCAGCACCAGCACGUUGCCGCCUUCCCUUCCGACCACCAGCCCCGAGCUGACGACCGAUGGCUCGGUCUCGUCGCAGCCUCUUCGCGCGGCUCACAGCCCCCUUACCCCGGACUCGUAUUCUUCCAACCCUGGCGACAAUUACCUCAUUGAUAUUUACUACACCUACUUUCACCCCUCCCACCCCAUUCUGCUCCCAUUCCGGAUUCUGUAUCGGUCUCAUGUCCCACCUUUCCUGGAGCAUGUGAUCAAAUUCAUUGGCACUCACUUCACCCCCGCAGCGUCCAGCGACACGUACAGGCCGACCGUCAUGUCGUCUGUCAUGGAACAGGAUCCUUCGGUGGAAAAGGUUCAGGCCCUGUUGCUGCUGGCCAUUGUUCUUCAUUCGCGGAACGAGCGAGCUGAUGCCGGAGUGUGCAUCGCAAUGGCCGUGGACCUGGCUUUUGAGCUCGGGCUACACACCCGACACUUCGCCCAGACCAUGGGAGAGGGGGAUCCGGUGCGGGAGGAGAGUCUGAGACGAACCUGGUGGGAAUUGUUCAUCAUUGAAGCCAUGCUGACUGCCCUCGGUGUUCAGCCGCAAUACCGUUGCAACACCGUGCCUUUGGAAGUGCCACUUCCGUGCGAGGAGAGGAUUUAUCAGGACGGACUGGCUCCCCCGCCCCCAUUGACGAUCGCACAAUUCGAUGAGCGGGCGUUCGCAGAUGAAGAACGGGAUUUCUCCUCCUAUACCUACCGCAUCGAAGCGGCUCGCAUCUUAGGGCGGGUGGUGGCCAUUCAGGAUAUGGUCGAAGGCCAGCAGGAUCAGGUCGAAGCUACCGACGCUCGGAUUACUAGCUGGUUCCAUCAUUUGCCCGAGUCCAAGGCUGAGCUUCUGCGUCCUGAUGGCUCGGUGGAUGAGAUGAUGUUCCAGGCGACUAUGGUCGUCAACGGGUCGUCUAUCUACCUGCACUUCCCGCGCUCGGAUCUGCUGUCGUCUCCCGCUGUGGCCGCGGAGGUGAUCUGCGGUCAUCAUGGGCCGCUGAGCAUCCCGGCCUUCUCGCACCAUGCCCAUGCCAUGAAGGCCGUCAAGGCCGCCAGCGAAAUCUCGACGUUGGCGUCGAUCCGGAUGCCCGUCGUCAAGCACACCCCGUUCUUCAUCUGCACGUUGGUAUUGAGCUCCAUGGUGCAGCUUGCCGCCUGCUCGGUGAAAGCCGGCCAAAUGCCCGACCCCAGUCGGGACCGGCUUACACUGACAAUCGGCGUGUUCAAGACGCUGGCCCGCACGUGGGCCAUCUCCCAGAGCAUCAUGCGGCAGAUCAAGGCGGUUGCGCGCGACGUGAUGGACCUUGGGCUCCGACCCAAUAUGGACCAGAUCGAUCUCAACAGUGUCUUGGAUAAUGGCCGCUUUUGGAUGCCCGACAUGCUGCCUCGCUGAAGAAUCUGAGUCCGGUGCAUCACCUGUGUGGUGUUCCUCAAUUGUGGGAGACGUCAUGCCUAUUGUCUUCUCAUCAAAGAAUAUAUCAGC